UUUUGGACUUUUCGUGUUCAACACAUAUUUUUUCUACUUGGCUUAACCAAUAGUGGUUUUCAAAUAAGAUAAAAUGAAUCUCCAUUUUCACACGCCAAUAGCAACACCCAACUCUUCCGCAGUAAUAAAUACUAGCAGAGACGAAGAGCUGAAAGUAAUAAACUAAAUCGUGAUAUCUUCCAACCCAUGGCUGAGCAAAAAGACGGAGAAUCCAGAGGUGAGAAAACCCUUAAGGUUUGUGGUGGUGGUGAACCAAUUAACGCCGGCGAGGAGGUUGAAGUGGCAAACAAUGGCAGGCCUAGGGUCGACCCCGUUGGUCCUAACUUGAUUGUGCAGAAACAGAGUUUAAAGGCUAACUCCUUUGUCUUUCUCUCUCUGCUGCUACUUUUCUCUAUCGCUUCUCCUAAAGUGUCAUCUGAUGAUCGUUAUUGUGAUGAUGGAUGGGAAAGUCAAUGGUUGAAAUAUGAAAGGAAGCAAGAUGAGGACAUGGUUGAAGAGGACCUUGUAUGGCAAGAGUUUGGACGGGACACAAAUAGACUGGAUUAUUUUAGAGUUGCUGCUUUUGAUGUCCAUGAAGACAAUCAUGUCAUUGGAAAUGGUAGUUAUGACUACGGUGGUGGUAGAAGGGAACAUGGUGUGGUGAUGAGGCCAAACCUAGAGCAGGAAAGAGAUGAUAACCUCAAUGACAUGACUCAACAAGUUCCUAAUGGGAUUAUUGCAAAUGAUGGUAGUGAUAGUGGUGGAUCUUUCGUCCAAAUAUGGAAACCUGAAAGCGAUGGUGGUGGUGGUGAAGUUGGUGGAGAUCUGUUGGUGGCGGGAUGGUGGGAGAAGUGGUGGGUAUGGUUGGCCUUGUGGAAAAUAGUUUGAACUUUUUUUGUCAUUCGGGAUGGAUGA
Messenger RNA from Lactuca sativa (garden lettuce), 894 nucleotides. RefSeq lists its product as uncharacterized. The record is from RefSeq and is a predicted model, not a curated record. Lineage: Eukaryota; Viridiplantae; Streptophyta; Magnoliopsida; Asterales; Asteraceae.